Zymoseptoria tritici IPO323 is the source of this 3525-nucleotide messenger RNA. RefSeq names its product TGF BETA receptor associated protein. The transcript has a single exon. Lineage: Eukaryota; Fungi; Ascomycota; Dothideomycetes; Mycosphaerellales; Mycosphaerellaceae. Gene Ontology annotation, cellular component: cytoplasm; fungal-type vacuole membrane. The record is from RefSeq and is a predicted model, not a curated record. Bases 1 to 3525 code for a protein of 1174 amino acids. Gene Ontology annotation, biological process: vesicle-mediated transport; autophagy; endosomal vesicle fusion.
AUGGAAUCCACGGACGAGAGCACCCCCGAAUCGUCCAGCAUCGUGACGAAUACAACAACUUCGACCACCACCGACGGUACUCCUGGCAAUUACACACUUCGCGAACUAAUCUGCGACGUACCGCUGUCCACAGACGAGCAAGGCGUCAAAUCGCACAUCACAUGCGUUGAUGCCUGGAAUGGCAAUCUAUACAUUGGAACUUCCUCCGGCCAGAUCCUACACUAUGUUUCCAUCCCGCCAGAUCCAUCUGACGACAGCAGCCUGCCGAGCUAUAUAUUUGCGACGAAUAUCGAGCCGGCAUACAAGCAACAACAGGAGGGAGCAGACCAAGGGGUGAAGCAGAUACUCAUACUGCCCAACGCAGGCAAAGCAUGCAUUGUAUGCAAUAGUACGCUCACAUUCUACACGCUCCCAGAGUUGAGUCCUGCUUACGACGGCCGGAUUCAACAAGCUGGAUGCCUGUGGGUGGGAGGAUUGGACUUGAACGAAGAGGCGGAGGAAGGCUCACAGAAUGGAACAGUUGUGGUCAUCUGUUUACGGCAGAGACUAAGGUUGAUCCGCAUCGGAGAUGAGGCUUCGCCGAGAAAGAUUCGGGAUAUCGAGCUGGGAGGGGUAUCUGCGCUGCAGAGACGGAGCGAUCUGGCAUGCGUGGCGGAUGGGACAGUGUAUUCGUUACUGGACGUGGUCAAUCAGCGCAAGAAUGAGCUAUUCACCAUUUCAUCACUGAGUGAACCGGUGCCACUACCUCCCGAACUACCGCCAGGACGACCGCCUGCCAACCACCGGUCUUCAAGGAGCGUCUCUUCUCAGUCUCCCGCGCGACCAGGUCGAGGGCAUCAAAGAAAUGUCAGCCUGGGCAACCAGCUCCUUGAUAGUCAAGUCCAGCAGAAUUCUCAACAACGCGCGGGCAGUCCAUCUGCUUGGCCUGUACGGGGAUCGUCCAGAUUGGCAUCGCCUGCUGCGAUCUCUAGCCGAGAAAGCAGUCCAGCGAAGUCUGAGGAGCCUAUCGCGAGGCCGUCAAUGGACUCACAACCGCCAAGUGAAGCUGUAGCUCCACCUGCUCUUCUCCCAAAUAUUUUAUCUCCAACCUCGAACGAAUUUCUACUUACAACGGGCACCAGGGAGAAUGAGCCGGGUGUCGGCAUGUUUGUCAAUCUGGAAGGCGAUGUUGUUCGCGGCACGAUCGAGUUCACAAGCUAUCCUCAUUCUGUUGUUCUUGAUCGUCCGAGUCAGCAAUCACCGCAAUCCGCGAUGGGUGAUCCAUCGGAUCCUGGAUACGUUCUCGCUGUGGUUCGGAGGCAGGUGAAUACGUCAGUUGAAAGGUGUAUCGAGAUUCAGCAAUGGAACGCCGAUCCUGGCGAGGCACAGCGUACAAAGGAGUGGCUCGUGCUGGACACAAUAACAGAAGAUUCGCAGAGUGAUGGGUCAACGAGAUCUGCUGGACUUCGAAACGCCUCUACCUCCGCAGAAUUGGCCGCUGAAGGAGUUACCGGUACCCUUCGUCUGCGCCGGCUGAAACUCGGAAACCGAAAAGCAGAUGAAUCCGAGUCGAACCGAAAUAAAGAGGAAGAUGGACUAGCCGGCCGCUUUGCACAGACGCAGGCAAAUGUGCUUCUAUUCGCCGACGAUAAGGUCUCCUGGAUCGUCCGUACGCCACUUAUCGCACAGCUGAAUGGUCUUCUCGGCCAAGCAAUGCAGCAAGUCGACAAAAAGCUCACGAUCGAUGUAUCUGUUGUCCAACGUGUGUUCAACAGCAUGCGUGGUCAGGAACCUAGGGAUGAGUUGGAGUUUCUCACAUUGACAUACGCACGACAAAAGUCUGCGUUGCUACUAUUUGGAAACCUGGUUCUCCAGACAGCACAAGGCGUCACUGCGUACGAGCACGACAAGCGACGAGCGGAGGACGCUCUUACAUCGAGCGAUCUUGAUCCGAGGAUUGUUCUGACCUUGGUCACACCUUUCGACGAGGAGAUAGCAGAGGGCACAGAGGGCAUCUGGAUGCCGCAAGGCUUACGUGAUACCAUUGAAAUCCUCCGUGAUAGCUUUGAUGCCAGCAACAUCGUGCGCGAGUCAACGGGACCGUACGUUAACAAUCUGCUGAAUGUCGUCAAGCCAUAUCUGAUGCUAUGGCGCAAGAAGAAAGGUUUCGGGAGCGUGGCGGAUGAGGUACACGUCUUCAAAACCGUCGAUGCUGCUCUGUUGCAUCUCCUCCUGGUCCUCGAUCAGAACAGUCCCCGUGGACCCGCCAUUGCAGGGUCAGUGCGCGCCGAGCUGAAUGAUGUGGUCGACAAAGGCGUCGACUGUUUUGAUCGCGCAGUGGAGCUCUUCGAACAGUUCCAUCGGCUUUACGUUCUGAGUCGCCUGUACCAAAGCCGCAAGAUGGUAUCACAUGUCUUAGCCACCUGGAAGCGCAUCAUCGAAGGCGAACAAGACGCGGGCGGCGAGCUGGUUGAGGGAGAACAGCACCUCCGUCGAUAUCUUACCAAGAUAAGGGACCCAGCUCUUGUGCAAGAGUACGGAGCCUGGCUCGCGAAUCGAAACCCGAAAGUAGGCGUCCAAAUCUUCGCAGACGAAACCAGCCGGGUGAAAUUCCAGCCUACCGAAGCUGUCGCCAUUCUCAAAGAGAAAGCUCCCGGCGCAGUGAAAGACUAUCUCGAGCAUCUCGUCUUUGGCAAGAAUCACAUCCAGUAUGUCAACGACCUCAUCGCAUUCUACCUCGACACAGUCCUCGCCGAACUCGAAUCCUCCGCCACUUCUCGCAACAUACUCCUCGACUCUUACUCUACCUAUCGCGCCCUCCAACCACCAAAACCGACCUACCGCCAGUUCAUCACCGAUAACUCCCUCGCCGACGAGUGGUGGCACAACCGUCUUCGACUUCUUCAACUCCUCGAUGGCUCACACGGUGCCGCCACCGCUUACGACCUUCCCUCACUCACUGCACGUCUUGCUCCUUACAAAAACCUUCUCGUCCCAGAGUCCAUCAUUCUACACGCGCGAGAAGCAGAUCACGAUCCAGCCCUGCGUCUAUUGGUACAUGGCCUCGCUGACUAUGACACUGCAAUCCGCUACUGUUUGCUCGCCGGCUCUACCAUCUUCCAUCCAUCUUCGUCCCAUUCCUCAUCGUCGGCGCCUCUGCCGACCAAAGAGGAACAGUCUCACCUCUUCCAUCUACUUCUCGAAGAGUUCUUCAAGAUUCCGGACUUGGGCGAUCGUAUCGCCCGCUCUGCUGAACUGCUCGAUCGAUUCGGUGCGUGGUUUGACGUUGAGAUGGUGUUGGAUAAGCUACCGGAUGAUUGGGCCGUAGAUCUCGUGGAAGGCUUCUUGGUCGCGGCUUUGAGGGGACUGGUGACAGAGAGGAAUGAGUCUGCAGUGGAGAGGGCGUUGUGGAGUGCGAGACAUCUGAGAGUCAGCGCUGAAGGAGUGGAUAAGAGAGAUGAACAUGGUGGGUUUGUGUUGAUUGAGAAGACAGGACAUGACGAUGCGGGCGAUGCUGGCGAUAGAACCAUCGAUGUGGAGACCUGA